ACCGUCUCAUGAUUGCUGCUCGUUCCUUCCGCCGAGUCCCAGACUCCCAAGCAAGAGCAACAUGACCAGCUGCACGUUAACCCCCAUCUGUCCUGCGUUUGCCCUGAUCAGCUCCUUGCAUCCUACGGACCAGAGAGUAACGCCGCCUUUCUGCCUAAGUUAUGUCACCGAAGGAAAGACGUAGCUUCAUUAUUGGUGCGGGUUGUACCGCAUUCAUCAAACCCAGAGGAACGAGGUCCACUGAGGACAUGGGAUUGGAAGCCGCUACCAAGGCUCUCCUCGAUGCGGGUAUCACAUAUGACGCAGUAGAGACAGCGUUCGUGGGGUACUGCUACGGAGACUCUACGUCCGGUCAGCGAUCCCUCUACAACUUGGGCCUGACCGGCAUCCCUAUCACGAACGUGAACAACAAUUGUUCGACGGGAAGCACCGCCCUGUAUCAUGCGAACAACAUGGUGGCUUCUGGCUUGGUGGAGUGUGCCCUCGCGCUGGGCUUCGAACGUAUGGCCCCAGGCAGCCUUGGGACGCAUUUCCCCGACCGCCCGUCUCCUAUUCAGACAUUCAGUGAUGCAACGGCGGAAGCGGAGCACAGCCUGAGCAGCGGUGUCAAUCACGGGCCGAAUGCACCCAGGAUGUUCGCUAACGCCGCACAGGAAUACAUGGACAAGCACGGUGCAAGUAUGACGCACCUCGCGCAAAUAGCUGCCAAGAACCAUAAGCACUCCGUCCACAACCCAUACUCGCAGUUCCGCAAUGGGUGGAGUGUCGAGCAAGUGCUCGCAGCGCCGAAGAUCAACAAACAGUUGACUAAGUUCAUGUGCAGCCCGACUUCGGAUGGCGCCGCCUGCUGCAUCGUCGCAUCCGAGGACUUCGUACAUGAGCAUGGCCUCGAGAACCAAGCAAUCGAGAUCGUAGCCCAGGCCCUCUGUACCGACGAGCCGUCAGCAUUCGAGAGCAAGAGCGCAAUGGAGAUCGUUGGCUAUGGCAUGACGAGGAAUUGUGCAGACAAGGUCUUCAAGAAGGCGGGCUUCGGAGAGGGCGAAGGCAGGGACCAAGUCGGCGUUGUCGAGUUGCACGAUUGCUUCGCUGCGAACGAGCUUGUGACGUAUGAGGCAUUGGGGUUGUGCGGCCAUGGUGAAGCGCACAAGAUGGUCGAAAAGGGCGACAAUACGUAUGGCGGAAAGUACGUCGUGAACCCCAGCGGCGGUCUUGAGGCAAAAGGUCAUCCCUUGGGCGCAACCGGUCUCGGCAUGCACUUCUACAUCGCUAUGCAACUUCGAGACUGGGCUGGACCGAUGCAGGCGCCUGGGCUCCUCGACAUCGCCGACCGCAGGGGUAAAUACGGCCUCGUCCACAACAUCGGCAUCGGCGGCGCAGUCGUCUGCAGCCUCCUUCGCCGCCCGGAGUUCUACCGCGCCGAAGGCGAAGAUGGGCGAUCGAGACUGGGCUACAAUCAUGCACACGAAUGCAGGCCUAUCACGAAGGCUGAUGUCGACAAGGUCAAGUCUGUCAAGUUCUCGCCAUAUAUCUUUGAGCGGGCGAGGCUUUAGCGGAUUCGCGUCGCUAUGAGCAAUUUUGCGCUUUCACCUGUCAAUCGUUGUGUAUUCUUGAC
Messenger RNA from Rhodofomes roseus, 1612 nucleotides. RefSeq names its product thiolase-like protein. The transcript has 12 exons. The record is from RefSeq and is a predicted model, not a curated record. NCBI's taxonomy places the organism in Eukaryota, Fungi, Basidiomycota, Agaricomycetes, Polyporales, Fomitopsidaceae. The coding region runs from base 162 to 1550 and encodes 462 amino acids. Gene Ontology annotation, molecular function: acyltransferase activity, transferring groups other than amino-acyl groups.